Paramecium sonneborni is the source of this 765-nucleotide messenger RNA. NCBI's taxonomy places the organism in Eukaryota, Ciliophora, Oligohymenophorea, Peniculida, Parameciidae. The record is from the annotation of a GenBank genome assembly.
AUUCUAGAACAUUCAUUUAACGAAAUAAAUCAUAAAAUUAGACACAUAUAAAUAAAUUUAUUGCAAAUGUCAUUCUAUCCAGGAUUCUACCCAUAAUAUACAUAACCACUUGCAGCAUCAUUUGCAGCUCCUCUUGCUUAUCCUCAAACAUCAUUUGUUAGACCUGUUGCAACUACUCCUAUUUACACAUCUCCAGCUCCUGUUUAUACAGCUCCUGCUCCUGUUUAUACAGCACCUGCUCCAGUUGUCACUUAAUCAGUUGUCUAACCAGUUGUCUAAUCAGUUGUCUAACCAGUUGUUGCUGCUUAACCAGCAAUCAAGGGAGAAUCCAGAGUUGAAUAUAGAGAGUAUUAAAGACCAGUUGUUGAAUAUGAGACUGAGACUAUCGAAGUUUAAAAGCCUGUUACUAAAUAUGUUACAGAUUAUUACCCUGUUGAAUAUUAAACUGAUUACAUUCCAAGAACUGUUUAUGAGACCUAAACAGAAUAUGUACCUGUUUAAAAAACAAUUCCAAGAGUUGAAUAUGAAGCAGUAGAGAGAUAAGUGUAAAGAGUUGUAAGAAGAGUUAUUUAUUUAUUUAGCCUGCUGCCCCUGUUUAAUAUGCUCCCGCUCCUCUGACAUAUUCAGUUGCUUAACCAGUUUAAUAAGUUGUCACUUAACCUGUAGCUUCAUAUGCAACACCUUUAACAUAUUCUGCAGUCAGACCUGCAUAUUAUGGUGGAUACCCAUAUUAUUAUUGAUUGACAAGAGUUUAAUAUAAAAUCC